This is a messenger RNA of Eimeria mitis, 2205 nucleotides long. RefSeq lists its product as uncharacterized. The record is from RefSeq and is a predicted model, not a curated record. NCBI's taxonomy places the organism in Eukaryota, Apicomplexa, Conoidasida, Eucoccidiorida, Eimeriidae. The coding region runs from base 1 to 2205 and encodes 734 amino acids. The transcript is spliced from 7 exons.
AUGUCUCUCGAUGGAGACUCCCUGCUGAGGCGAGAGAGGCCGCAGCUGCCGCGCUGCAGCAGCGAGUCAGCAGCAGCAGCAGCAGCAGCACCAGCAGCAGCGGCAACAACAACAGCAGCAGCAGCAGAAGCAGCAGCAGAAGCAGCAGCAGCAGCAGCAGCAGCAGCAGUUCCUCCUCCUCUUUACUUCGAUCUAUCCCCAGCACAAAACACUGCAGCUCGUUGGCUGUCUGCUGACGUUAGCUGCUCGUCUCCAGCAGCAGCAGCAGCAGCAACAGCAGCAGCAACAGCAGCAGCAACAGCAGCAGCAGCAGCAGCAGCAGACUAUGAAUUCGAUGAAGCAGCACGCGCAUGGCCUGAUCUAUCACCAAGCCCCGCAGCACCUGAUCCUGCUGCUGCUGCACCUGCUGCUGCUGCUGCUGCUGCUGCUGCUACCCCACACCUACCCCCAGCAGCAGCAAUAGCAGCAGACACAGAUCUUCCUGCUGCUGCUGCAGCAGCAGCAGCAAAGCGGCUGCCUUUCGACGAUCCAGCUGAGGAGGAAGACACAGCAGCAGCAGCAGCAGCCGGAACAGCAGCAGCAGCAGCAGCAACAGCAGCAGACGGACCCUUGUCUUCAUCUCCCCCUGCAGAGACUGCAGCAACAGCAGCAGAAGCAUUAGAUACAGCAGCAGCAGCAGCAGCAGCAACUGCAGCAGCAGCAGCAAAAGCCACUGCUGCUAACCUUGCUGCUGCAAAGGAUAGUGGCGAUGAAGCAGAUAGCGGCUCCCUGCAGCAGCAGCAGCAGCAGCAGCAGCAGCAGCAGAAGCAGCAGCAGCAACAGCAGCAACAGCAGGACGCGGCAGCAAUAACAAACGGAGAUGCCCCUGCUGCAGCAGCAGCUGCUGCUCUUGCUGCUGUUGCUUCUCCUGCUGCAACUGCAGCAAGCGCCACGGAUCCAGCAGCAGCAGCAACAGCAGCAGCAGCAGAUGUAACAGAAGCAGCAGCAGUAGAUGAUGCAGCAGCAGCAGCAACAGCAGCAGCAGCCAGCAGCAAACGUCUAGGGGGGUUGUCUGCCGUUAGACCUGCAGCAGCAGCUGCAGCAGCAGCAGUUGCUGCUGCUGCAGUUGCUGCUGCUGCUGCAGCAGAAGACACAGCGCAAGUAGCCGCCAAUGAAUCUGCUGCUGCAGUAGAGCCCCUUGCUGCUGCUGCUGCUGCUGCUGCUGUCUUUACACUUGAAAGCCCUGCAGCAGCAGCAUAUGGAUCAGAGGAAGCAGCAGAUGCAGCAGCAGCAGAUACAGCAGCAGCAGCAGCAGCAGCAGCAGCAGCAAUUUCCCCCUCGCAGGGGACAGAGACAGCUGCAUUGCUGCAGCAGAUGCAGCAGAACCAGCUGCAGCAGCAGCAGCAGAAGCAGCAGCAGCAGAGCUUAUUGUUACAAGACAAAGAACAGGAGAUAGCGAGGCUUCAUCGGGUGCUGUCGGUGCAUCAGUCUCAGCUGCAGUCUUUAAGGGGCCUUGCAGUGAGGAAGGAGGCGCAGGCUGCAGCUGCGUUGGAGUCUCUGAAUGCAGCAGAAGCUCGUGCUGCUGCUGCUGCUGCUGCAGCAGCAGCAGCAGCAGCAGAAGCAGACACGCUCAGGAGAGAACAAGGCCUGCUGCAGCAGCAGCUGCAGCAGGCAAACCAAGCAGCACUUACAUCCCCUUCUGAAGCUGCCAGAGUACACGACAUGCAUGCCCAGCUGCGGCAGCAGGAGACCCAAAUUUUGGAGCUUCAGAGAGCCCUUGCUGCGCGAGACUUCGACGUAGAGAGAAAAACAAACGCAAUGAAUACACUAAAGGAGACAAUUGCUGUUAAAGAAGAAAAUAUUUAUACGCUUAGAAAGGAACUCGAGGAGGAGCGUUGUCUGCGGCUAAGAGCUGAAUGGGGUGUAUCUGCAGCAGCAAAACAAAAAAUAAAAAACGAAGCAGCAAAAGCGGCGCUGCUGGUGGCGGAGACGCAGACACUGCAGCAAGCCAACCACGCCCUCAACGCCAGGAUUGCUGCGAUGGAGGAGGCGAUGGCAAUCAAAGACAGAGAGAUAUACGAGACAAAGGCGUUGCUGCAGCAGCAGCAGCAGCAGCAGCAGCAGCAGCGGCUGCAGCAGCAUUCUGCUGCUUUCGAGCUGCAAGCUGCUGCUCAGCGUGCUGAAGAAGCAGACAGAGCAGCAGCAGCAAAGUCCAACAAACCCUAA